AAAGCAUAGUUUGGGCAUUAAGCCCCCAAAAAAAAAUCCCUUGAUUUAGAAGUUUCUAUUUCCGUUUGAAGUAUCAUCGUCGCGAAGAAUUAACACCCAAGAAUCUGAUUAUUCCCGGAAAAUCACUGACAAUUUGACGGACUCUCUUGCGAUCUCAAAGGAAAGAUGAAGAAAGAGGACACAGUGAAACUCAUCAGCGCUGAGGGGAUGGAAUUUGUUAUCGACAAGGAAGCUGCCAUGGUUUCUCAAACCAUCCGUAACAUGCUUACUUCUCCAGGUGGUUUUGCGGAGGCGGAGCAUGGGGAAGUGACUUUUCCGGAGAUAAGUGCUGUGAUUCUUGAGAAGAUAUGCCAGUAUUUUUAUUGGUCUCUUCAAUAUGCCAGGGGCAAAGAGACUGAGUUCCACAUUGAACCUGAACUGACGCUGGAGCUGAUGAUGGCUGCUAAUUAUCUCCAUACAUAGCGAUCUACUUUCCUUUAUUAUUAGAAAGUACUCUGGCUUGGUGUUCUUGCCCGAGAGGAGUAUCUAUGUUGUGCGCGGUUUAGCUCUCUGCUGCAAUGCAUAGUGGUAUAUCUAAAACUAUCUUAUGUGAUUGUUUUGACUUGGAACAUAGACUGUUGUAGGCAAAUGACAGCAGUUAAUGCUAGACGUGUUAUUGAUUCUAUACACUGAAAUCACAAUUUUAGACUA
Molecule: messenger RNA, 690 nt
Organism: Hibiscus syriacus
Lineage: Eukaryota; Viridiplantae; Streptophyta; Magnoliopsida; Malvales; Malvaceae
Product: elongin-C-like
Exons: 4
Coding region: 166-462 (98 amino acids)
Biological process (GO): ubiquitin-dependent protein catabolic process
Cellular component (GO): elongin complex
Molecular function (GO): protein-macromolecule adaptor activity
Source: RefSeq, a predicted model, not a curated record